AUGUCAGUUCAUCAACUGCAACUUGAGGGUAUUAUUCCUAGUGCGCCCUCCACAACACGAGCAACACCGACGUCAAUUUCGGCUCAUGACACGCUUGUGGCAUACGGUAGUGGUAACAAUGUGGUGGUGCGUGACAUCUCAACCACAGGGGCGGAUUCCAUCCUCUGUUGUUGGCACCACACGUCGCCAGUAACUGCAGUGCGCAUAAGUCCUUCCAGCAAAUUCGUGGCAUCCGGAGAUCAAAAGGGAAAUGUGCGCUUGUGGGAGCGGCGUAACGGCACACAAGAGAAAUACAACGGGCAGCUACUGGAAGGACCAGUCCGGGACGUGGCGUGGACACGAGAUGAGGAACGGCUUGUGGUGGUGGGUGACGGACGGAACAACUUCGCGGCCGCGGUAACCGUGUCAGGAAAUACAAUCGGAAGCAUUAAUGGCCACACACAGAGUAUCCUUUCGUGUGAUGUGCGGGGGGAUCGACCAUUUCGCGCGGUAACCGGAAGUGCGGAUAAUAUGGUGGGUUUCUAUGAGGGUGUUCCCUUUAAGUUCACCUGCAACGUAAAAGAACACAACGAGAAGGUUAUGUGUGUGCGUUACAGUCCGGAUAUGGAAACUAUCGCAACGGUUGCCCGCACAGGUAAUAUCAUUCUACUUGAUGGAAGGACGGGCGAUAAGAAGGGAAGCAUUAGCGUAGACCACAAGGGUAGCAUCUUCUCCCUUGCAUGGAGCCCAGACGGUAAACUAAUUGCGACAGCUAGCGCUGAUAAGACCGUGAAGGUUUUCGAUGUAACCUCAGCGUCGAACAUCGCAACAUGCUCUACUGGGAAUCGGGUUCUAGAUAUGCAGCAGGGGGUUGCAUAUACAGCGCGGGGUGUGGUUUCGGUUUCAUUCGGUGGUAAGCUCACAUUAAUAAAUGAGAAGGGUGAAAUGACACGAACUUUCUUGGGGCAUCAAGGACGGAUUUUCCUGCUACACAAGGAAUCGGAUGAGCUGAUGGUAUCAGUCAGUGUUGACCGCGCACUUAUUUGGCGUGACACGGCGGCAGCCGCAGCCGGUGAGGCAAGUGAGGUGCCCCUGUCAGCCGAUCUCAUUACCGCAGCGGCAUUUAGCGGUGGUAAGUUGUACAUUGUAGCUGGGAGUGAGUUACUCCGCUAUGACCCCAAUGACAGUACCCCGGCCGUUGUUUCGCAAGAUGUCACUGCUGUUACGGCGUUAACUGUAACCGAGGAUGGCACUGCAGUACUGCUGUUACGGAACAGCUUCAUCGUUAUUAACUCUGCAGGCUCUAAGAUUGCUGAAGAAAAGCUCGAUAGGUUUGACGGCUGCAGCGCCGCUGCCCGAGGUCAAAUGAUUAUUGUGGGUGGAGAAAAACUGGUAAAAGGUUAUCAAAUAACUGAGAGCGCUCCACCGGAGGCGAAAGUGCAGUUCGCGGGUCACCACACGGGUGCAGUGGCGUGCCUCGCCUUCUCUCACGAUGGUCAAGUGGUUGCCUCAGGUGACGCAAACAGGAAUAUAUUUGUGUGGUCGUGGGCAGAUGGUAGCGUACUUCACAAAGACUUGGUUUUCCAUACACUCCGGGUGACUUCGCUGUCCUUUGCUUACAACAGUAACACCCGUCUGUUCUCUGGAAGCAUGGAUGCCUCGCUCAUUUUGUGGGAUCUUGAGGCAAAAACGCGGAGAAUGGAGGAUGCAGCCCACCGAGGCGGUGUGUCGGCCGUCUUCGGCGCCGCGGAUGGAACUUUGAUAUCGGGUGGUAGCGAUGGAUGCAUACGGUUAUGGAAGUCAAACAACUAG
Molecule: messenger RNA, 1791 nt
Organism: Trypanosoma brucei brucei TREU927
Lineage: Eukaryota; Euglenozoa; Kinetoplastea; Trypanosomatida; Trypanosomatidae
Exons: 1
Coding region: 1-1791 (596 amino acids)
Biological process (GO): positive regulation of actin filament depolymerization; actin filament depolymerization
Cellular component (GO): cortical actin cytoskeleton
Molecular function (GO): actin filament binding
Source: RefSeq, a predicted model, not a curated record